Dicrocoelium dendriticum is the source of this 1086-nucleotide messenger RNA. The record is from the annotation of a GenBank genome assembly. NCBI's taxonomy places the organism in Eukaryota, Metazoa, Platyhelminthes, Trematoda, Plagiorchiida, Dicrocoeliidae.
CCAAUUACUGCUGGCGUUACAAACCUCCAUAACAUAUAUAUUCCCAAGCUGAUAUGUGAGUGAAACCCAACCAUAUAUCUCAAUGGAUCAUUCGGCCGAUGAUGCGUAUCCUCAUAUCACAGUGGAACGCACAUUGGCAAUUAUAAAACCUGAUGCCGUCAACUUCGCUGAAGAAAUAGAAGAAAAAAUACUUCAAAAUGGGUUUUUCAUAAUCCAAAAAAGACGAGUUCGCCUCUCACCGGAGCAGGCUAGCGAAUUCUAUUCUGAACAUUACGGGAAGAUGUUUUUUUCAUCUUUGGUGUCAUACAUUAGCAGCGGACCUAUUGUUGUUCUAGUUUUGGCGAAAGAAAAUGCGAUUACAGCGUGGCGGGACUUGAUGGGACCUGCAAAUUCAACCAAAGCAAAAUCACUUGCUCCGCUGAGUUUGCGCGCCGUGUAUGGUACCGAUGAUCAACAAAACGCCGUCCACGGAAGUGUGAGUUCCACAACUGCGGAGAAAGAAAUUCGCUUCUUUUUUCCGGAUACUGUGACGGAGCCAAUUCCUUCCAAAACGGCUGUUAGAGAUUAUCUGGCACGCCAUGUCAAUCCGACUCUGCUGCGAGGACUGACAGAAGUGUGCAAACAGAAACCAAAAGAUCCUGUCUUGUGGCUCGCUGAUUGGCUGUUGGAAAAUAACCCGAACAAACCAAGGCUCAGCGAUCGAUACACAUUGAAGAAGCAUCUGUAACUGGAUAUCGAUCGAAGGAACAUUAAAAUACUACAGGAUAGAUACGCUGUUCCUCUACAGUGGGGUCUGCUGCACGGGGCCUUCGUGUUGAGCGAAUCAGGACGCCGGAGACUAACCAUCUUGUACCCUCGAUCUCACAUACUCAAGCCAUAUCUACAAAAAGUCAUUUUUACCACUUAUCGAACUGACGGGCCCUCAUAUGCUCCGAAGGUACACCAAAGAGUUAAACAUCGUUUUCUUUCCUGUAGGACAAGUUGGUUCUAAUUGAUAUCACGCUGGUUUGGCAUCCUCUACUGCGCACAUAGCUCCGUCUAUCCAACGACGUACAAAUUGCUAUAUAUAUAUAUAUAUAUAUAUCA